Messenger RNA from Xyrauchen texanus (razorback sucker), 6680 nucleotides. RefSeq names its product post-GPI attachment to proteins inositol deacylase 1 (gene pgap1). Gene Ontology annotation, molecular function: phosphatidylinositol deacylase activity. The transcript has 26 exons. Gene Ontology annotation, cellular component: endoplasmic reticulum. The record is from RefSeq and is a predicted model, not a curated record. Bases 119 to 2938 code for a protein of 939 amino acids. NCBI's taxonomy places the organism in Eukaryota, Metazoa, Chordata, Actinopteri, Cypriniformes, Catostomidae. Gene Ontology annotation, biological process: GPI anchor metabolic process; endoplasmic reticulum to Golgi vesicle-mediated transport.
GACAGGUCCGUAGGAUGUUUCCUAUAGGUUUAAGUAGGCAGUGUGAGUUUACAAUGAGGAAAAUGGAGCUACUGAUAGAAUUCAUUUGUGAAUAAAGCCAAUUUGAUUUUGUGGCGACAUGAGACUUGCUGUAUACGCGUUUUACGCCUUUGCUCUUGGGCUUUUGCUGUUUGGGUUGCGGGAAUUAUUGUUCGGUUUCGAGGAGAACCGAUGCAGCAUGACAUACAUGUUCGAGUACCCAGAAUACAGACGCGUGCAGCUCCCACGACGUGUCGCGCGCCAGUACCCAUCAUACGGCCUCUAUCUGUAUGGGGAAGGUGCAUAUGCUCUGGAGACCAGAGGACUCAAGCUCACUGGUGCUCCUGUGCUCUUCCUGCCUGGCAAUGCUGGAAGCUACAAGCAAGCUCGUUCGCUUGGUUCAGUGGCAUUGAGAAAGGCUGAGGAUUUGGACAGACAGACCCAUAUGAACGUCUUCACCAUUGACUUCAACGAGGAUCUUGUAGCUCUGUACGGGGGCAGUCUGUACAGACAGACUCGCUUUCUUCAUGAGAGCAUCAAAGCCAUCUUGCGCCUUUACAAGGACCAGCCGGACCCCCCCACAGGUGUGGUUUUGGUGGGUCACUCCAUGGGUGGAGUGGUGGCAAGAGCCUUGUUCACCCUGCCACGCUUCAAACCACAGAUGGUCAGCCUUAUUAUUACACAGGCAUCCCCCCACCAGGCACCUGUGCUAUCUCUGGACCCUUAUAUACUGGAGUUUUACUCUGCAGUCAGCCAGCGUUGGGCCACAGGUGCUGAAGACCUUCGGAAUGUAACCGUUCUCUCUGUGGGUGGUGGUUACCGUGACUACCAGGUGCGCUCUGGUUUGACCGUGCUGUCCUGCCCCAUCGAUGACCUCAAUAAAAUGUCCCUAGUGGCGACUGCGGUUCCCAGGACCUGGGUUUCCACAGAUCACCUUUCCAUUGUUUGGUGCAAGGAGCUGGUUCUGGCCACAGUCCGUGCGUUCUUUGACCUUAUUGAACCUGAAACGGGGCAGUUUACAGAAAAUACACAGAAGCGAAUGUCAGUGUUGAACUAUCACUUCUUCAGACACCCGGUGCAACAGCCUGGAGGCGGACUUGAUGCCCCACUCACUUUCUCAGCUCCUCCUGAGGCAUGGAAGGAGGUCAACACACUCCGUCUGUUUUACAAUGCCCCCAAGGAAGCUCAAGUCAAGUACUUCCUGUUUGCCCUCUCCAGUCGAAGGAAAGCCUACAGCCAUUUCCACUGCCGCAGUAAUAAUAUGGAAAUGUCCAGCUGGCUUUAUGGAUGCACACAGAUGAGUGGCUCCAUCUGUGUGCAAGCAGUAGAUCUGUCAUCUGGGACAGAGCUUCUUCCAGUUUACAAGGUUGUUACAGUGAAAAUCAGUGAACUCUUGUCUGUCUCUCAUCUCAUCAUUGACGCUUCUAACCCCAGUGGAGCACAGUUUGUAAUGGAGUGUGAGCUGCAGAGAGAGGAGAGCUUGACUGUCUCCGUACAGGUGCCUCAUGUGCUGUCCUUUGGUUUGACUGUCCAUGACAUCAGCAUUAACUCCUCUGGGCUGUUCCAUACACUGCAGCUACAAGACUUUCACCAGGUUUAUCAGGCUUUCAGAAUCACAGUCACGAGUCACUGCAAGGCCACUAAAGACCGACUGCCAAGUGUGUACAGACUGAGAGUGCCUUGGUUCUUUGAGGACUCAUUUACCACAGCUAGUAUUCCCUCAGUAUCUGAGAUCUAUGGCAUGCUUCACACCAGUCGGCGAGAUGGCUCCUCCAAUGCCCUUCUGCAGCUCCACACUGCCCCCAACUGCCAGUACAAGGUGUCUAUCCGAACUUCGGUUUCCAAAGUGCUUGGGCAGAUUCUGCGUUUCUGUGGCCCAAUGCUGCCUGCCUAUACAGCUGUGGCGCUGCUUCUGAUGAUCAGGGCUCAGCUGAACUCGGUGAAAAGAUCGGGACAUCCUGUUGGAAUGCAAGAGGUGAUGAGUAAAUGCUUACAGCUCCACAAACUGGAACUGCCGGUCCUAAUGCUCCUGCUGCUACUCAGACAGAGCUGGUUUAACGAUGUCUGGUUCACUCUGGGUCUCCCGGCGGUGGAUACUCUUCCCCUAAACUCUGUGGAGGACCUGUCUCAAGAUACAAAAGAACUUGUACAGGAAUGGCCACGGCUGGUUUCCCCACUGCUCUGUGUACUUGGUGCAGCCAUUGCUUUUUUGGGCAGCACAGUCCUCAGAGUUUCUGUCCGUUUCCUGUCCUUUGUGCUUGCUCCACUGCACAGACCCUCGGUGUCCCGAGAUUGCGGCACCCUUCAUCUUCGUACUCUGAUUAUCCUGAUUGUCUCUCUGAGUGUGCUGGGUGGAGUCACCUGUGGAGCAUUGGCUUUAACUGGCUCCACUCUCCUACACCUCUAUAGGGUGCUUAGGUUACAGAUGACUGAGAGAUCACUGAGCCACAUGUUAAACCUGGAACCACAGAAAGUUUCACAAAACUCUGAAAACGGUUUUCAUGACGGCGAUUGUCACAGUAAGGGUAAAGAAUGUAAUGGCACCUCUCUACUGUCAGAAUCGGUGCUGCAAGAUGUCAGAGAUGAUCUGCAACUCCACCUUAGUCUGUCCACACUGCUUACUCUUCCCAUGAUGCUCAGCGCACCCUCCCUUAUCCACUGGAAUCGCAAUCUUCGAUAUUGGGUUCAUCUGGAUCCUGACCCCUGCUGGCCUCACACACUGCCCCUGCUUAUCAGCUCUAUACUGCUUAUCAACUGUAACACACACACACUACUCUGCAGCAAACUGAUGACGAUGACGUCCCGUCUACUAAUGCCGCUGUGUGUGGGCAUGUUGGCAUUCUGUCCUCUGCACAUUUACCGGGUCAUUCAUUUCCUCUCCGCAUCUCUGACCAUUUUGGCCUCUUCUUGUUACUUUUGACCUUCUCACCAUCUUUAAACAGUCUGCACUGAGAUUAGAACCAGACUAAGGAUUUGUGUUAAUUCACACCAAACCGAAACAGCCUUAGAACCUUUGUGCAUUCAGUGGGAUCAGAUGGACUAAUGACAUCACUGGACCAGCACAUCUGGCGUCAUGUGAUUUGUCCAAUGUCGACAUUUGUGGCUUCUGAACAGGGUAAUCUUUUUGUUUAUGCUGUAUGUCUUUGUUCAUGAGAAAUAUCUACAGUUGAUCUUAAGCUUGGUUUACCAGACUCAUAGACCUAUAGUGUUCACUGAUAACCCUUAUUAGUCCACAUCGGGAAAACUAGCCUGUCUGAUUUCGUAUUAGAGUCAACAUGAAAUCAACAUUCUUAAAACAUGUUCCUGGUAUUGUUCAUGAUUUGGCAGUGCCCAUCGUUCCAAAGAAAAUAAGUGUUUGUCAAAAAGUAAUAUUUUGCUCCACCUCUGAAGAAUGUAUUAAUAAUAAUAAUAUUCAAAUAGGUAUUUGGGCUACUAUUGUAGAUAAUACGGCCAAUUUAAUGCCAGACAACAUUAUGUGACAAAGGUUACUGCAAUGAUAACAAAUGAUAGAUUUGAAAAACCAUUUGGGACAUCCUGAGAUGCAAGGGUAAAUAUGACCUCCUGCUUCUACAUUUUUUAGUGGGUGCCGGUGGUGUUUCAAGAGGGAAGUAGUCCUCCACAAUUGAUUGGAAACCCUCUGUAAGGUCUCGUUUUAAAAGUGGGUGUUUUAUGAUCCAAUCAGUUCUUUAUGAAUGAAAUUCACACCCUAUUUUUAUUUAUUUUUCUUAUUGAAUAUUCACUCAGAAAUGCAGCACAUUACGAAAGCAAAAGUUGUUGCGAAUGUCAUUUCAUGUUGACUUUAAGGGUUAAAAAGCAGCUUUAAGGGAAUAUUCCAGGUUCAACACAAGUUAAGCUCAAUCAGCUGCAUUUGUAGCAUAAUGUUGAUUGCCACAAAAAUUAAUUUUUAAUUGUCCAUCCUUAAAAGAAUAAAUAAAUAACAACAAUUUAAAAAACGCAAAAUAAUUAAUGUAAGUGCUGUUAUAAAGUUAAGGUGGGGCACUCAACAAUGGAAAUGAAUUGAAGGCCCAUUUUUGGAGGGUUUAAAAAAAAAAAGGCAGAAAAUGUGAAGCUUAUAAUUUUAUAAAUGCACUUGCAUUAAUUAUUUUGUUAACUUUUGUAUUAUUUUAUAAAUUGUAGUUUAAGUUUAUUAAAAAUUUUUUGAGGGACAGUUCAAAAUGCAUGUUUGUGGCAAUCAACAUUAUGCUACAAAUGCAUCUGAUUGAGCUUGACUUGUAAUGAACCUGGAAUAUUCCCUUAGAAAAAAACACAAACUUUUCUGCAAUUGCAAGACUGCAAGUCUGUCUGUGUGUGUGAGUAUGACGACAACUUUGCCUAUUAUAUCCUCAAUUUGUCAUUUCUGACCAUUUGGCUCUGAAUGCACUUUUAAUGCCUGUAUGUUCGAUCUGUGUUACACAGAUCAGUUCCUACACAAACACCCCUGUUGCAUUUAGCUGAAACUGUAAGGCAUCUGGUGAUGUUAUAAUGAAUUUAGCAAAUGGCGGUCACAUAAUUGGAUUAACAAGCAAUAUGAUUUUUUAUAUCAGCAUCAACGUGCACAAUUUGUGGUGUUUAAAAAAACUCACAGUUAUGUUUAUGGUAAUGGCGCGGUCUCAUAGAGGCCAAUUAUUAAAGAAUCACUGCCAGAGUCACAGUAGCCAUGAGAUUGUUGCUGUCUGCACAGCUGACAACUUUUCGUGUGUGUGUGUGUGUCUGUAUUCAGGAGUAAAGUGAGAUGUGUAUUUUCAACGUAAUAUUUGAUGGAUAAUGUUGAUGGACCGUCAGUGUUCUCCACAAACUGCUCCGCAGCAUCCAUCUGCUCUUGAUGAGAUGAGCUGAUCUGAAAUUAUAUUUUGUCAUCCUGAAUCAAAUGAAGGAAUGGUGCCUUUCUUGUAAAACGCCUCUGUCUCUCUGAAACCAGUUCACAAUUUAACAUGCUUGUUAGUGAGUGCAGAUGCACAUUGGGCCAUGUUUGUCAGUCGAGCCAGCACAUCUGGGCAGUCUGAUAUUUUAAUCAGAAUAUGAAAGCGAUUAAGGAUGUGUUGCACCAAAAAGAACAAAAACGUGUGUGUGUGGGUGCGUGCGUGCGUGCGUGGGUGUGCAUUAAAUUAAUUCCUUUUUAAGAUCUUUUGCAAAUGAGCAGUAAGUGUUUUUGUUUUGUUUUUUAAUGGCAUGCUGUGACCUUGCUCUUCCUCAUUCUAAAAUUGUGGUGAAAGUUUGAGAAAUGCUUCUUAUUUUUCUCAAAGUGAUUGUUUUCAUUGGUGUUCACUGUGAUGUGCCACAAUAUUUUGAGGCUAGGAUUUGAUUGUCUCAAAGCAGAAGUGGUGAUCUAGAAAUAGGGCUGUCUUUGUCAUGUAAUGAUUACAGUCACCAUCUUUUAAUAAAGCCAAACGGAUAAAACAGCAGCUCAUCAACCCCUGCAGCAAUGACAGCGACGUUUGUAAUGAUGUUCAUGUCACCUACUAUGCUAAAAUGCAUGGAAAAUUUGGAACAAGAAAAUGGUAAUAGUUUAGCUAUUGCAGUUGGACCAUCUCAUUUUGUAAAGACCUCACAGAAAUGCAGUUUUAUAAAAAUGCCAUAUCUUAAAAAACAAAUAAAGGUUUAUUAGAGCGACGGAAAGCCCCAGAACAAAUGCGAAUCUGAACAUUCCAAUCAUAUUCUCUGUGAGAAACACGCAUUCAGUAUUUCCAUUGAAGCCGCUCUCCAGCAUACCCCAAACGCAAUUUUAGCUGUGACUGUUUUGACUGUUUUUAUAGAUGCAGCUCACUGCCUCAUCAACGUAAAUGCUGUUGUGCUUUAACAUAGUUGCUGUUCCAGUCAAUGGCACUGCUGUUUUGAUUCAUCUGUUAUAAUGGAGAUUUAUAAAACACUAUGUAUUAUAGAAAUCUAUAUUAUGAGGAGGCGACAUGAGCACUUGAUUACAUGUGCUGUCAUUUGAACGCUUAAAUAGUUAUUUGAUACAUUUUGUUCAAGAAGGAAUUCAUCAGUAGUUGUACAUCACUUACUUUUAACCUUUUGCAGUACAUAUAUGUUUUACUUGGGGUUUACUUUAAUUAAGAGAUGUAGAAAACUAUACAAGUGUGAUCAUAGUGCCGUUUUCUUUGGUUUGUGGUGCUUUUGUAAUGAUCAUAUUUCACUCAUGUAUAGUAACUAAACCAUAAACUAUAAGAGUGCAAAUGAACAUUUAUGUCAGUGGUUCUUUUGUACUGAUCUGUGUGGGAACACUAGCACAUGUCUGCUAACAUAUUAGCACUUCUUUCUGCAGGCUAGUACCAGUCUAGCCCAACCGCAGUGCCACUGUGAUAUAUUUCUAAUUGUUGUCUUAACGUGGUGAUUAGGGCAGCUAAUGCUGCAGAGAUGAAAAUCACUUAUUAUUAUUAUUAUUAUUAUUAUUAUUAUUAAAUAUUUAGAUAUGCUCGAAUGUGUCCGAAGUGUUGUGCACUUGCUUUGUAAUUAAAUGGUUAAAGUGCAGGAUAAUUGCCUUUCUUUUUUCUCUCUCUCUCUCUGAGCUUUGUAUAUGGUCAAAUUACAAAGUGAACUUUUUCUCAGGUUUAAAAUGUGUUGUGGAGUCAGUGGCUUUCGGUGUUUUUAUAUCUUGACAUUGUUAUUUUACUCAAAAAUAGGUGCACAUGUGAGCACCACUGCUGUUCCAAUAAAACUGUUUA